GCUAAGCGGAAGACAACAUUGGCGUUUCAGCAGCCAGUUUGUCGUAGAAGAAAUAAGCUAUUUAGUAUAGCUUUAUUCUAUACAUUUUGAUAUAUAAAGUUUGGAGUGCUAAUUUUCAUCAUGUUUUCCUUCAACAUGUUUGACCACCCAAUCCCACGGGCUUUCCAAAACCGCUUCUCCACUCAAUACCGCUGCUACUCUGUGUCCAUGCUGGCGGGUCCCAACGACCGGUCUGAUGUGGAGAAAGGAGGAAAAAUUAUAAUGCCGCCAUCUGCACUUGACCAACUAAGCAGACUUAACAUCACCUACCCCAUGUUGUUCAAACUGACCAACAAGAACUCCGACAGAAUGACACACUGUGGUGUCCUGGAGUUUGUAGCAGAUGAGGGGAUUUGCUACCUGCCACACUGGAUGAUGCAGAAUCUCCUGCUGGAGGAAGGGGGCCUGGUCCAGGUGGAGAGUGUUAACCUCAUGGUGGCCACAUACUCCAAGUUCCAGCCACAGAGCCCAGACUUCCUGGAUAUCACUAACCCCAAAGCAGUGUUGGAAAAUGCCUUGAGAAACUUUGCCUGCUUAACCACAGGAGAUGUUAUAGCAAUUAACUACAAUGAAAAGAUCUAUGAACUGCGAGUGAUGGAGACUAAGCCAGACAAGGCAGUAUCUAUCAUUGAAUGUGAUAUGAAUGUGGACUUUGAUGCUCCGCUGGGUUACAAAGAACCAGAGAGGUGUUACAAAGCACCAGAGGAGCCCACCGAGGAGGAAGGAGACCCCAGUACUUGGACUGACAUGGACAUGAGAUUCAGAGCUUUCACUGGUUCAGGCAAUCGUCUGGAUGGCAAAAAGAAAGGCAUCGAGCCCAGCCCUGUCCCCAUCGAUCCCAGUGACAUUAAAAGAGGGAUUCCUAACUAUGAGUACAAGGUCGGCAGGAUCACCUUCAUCAGAAACUCCAGGCCUCAGCCCAGGAAAACAACAGAGGAUGAGGAUUCAGAAUUCAUCGCCUUCUCUGGCGAGGGAAAGUCACUACGCAAGAAAGGUGGCAGAAAGCCUUGAGGCACUACAGUAUUCAACUGCAGAGACUGACUGACUGCAGACUCUACAUACAUAUUCACACACACCAUAAACAACCAAUAAAGGCAGGUCAUGAAAAGAGCCUGGGUUCAUUUUCUUCUUUCCCUUGGCAGGAAUCAUCAAGGUUUUACUUUCCUUUGAUCAUAUUGUAAUGGUCUUGUCCAUGGUAAGCAUGUUAAAAGCACUUCAGAAAAACUGAAUGCUAUUGGACUGUGGUUAGAGUACAGGGUUGCUGGGAUGAGCCCAGCCAAAGCCAGCAACCCUUUCCUUUCGCUACAAUAUGAUACAUAUCAUAAACAUAUCAUUAACGGAAUUACCCUUGUUAAUGUUGAUGAUGGAGUGGGUUUGAUAUUUCUUUGAAUAUGUAUCAAACUAAUUUGGAAACGCUCCUCUGACAUUGGAACCUGUUGGACUCGAACUUUAAGAGUGAUGAGUGGCAGAUAAGUGCCAUUUCCAUUGUUUAUUUAUCAACUCUGAAAUAAAGUGCACUCUAUCUGUU
Messenger RNA from Coregonus clupeaformis (lake whitefish), 1567 nucleotides. RefSeq names its product ubiquitin recognition factor in ER-associated degradation protein 1-like. Gene Ontology annotation, molecular function: polyubiquitin modification-dependent protein binding. The transcript is spliced from 12 exons. Gene Ontology annotation, cellular component: VCP-NPL4-UFD1 AAA ATPase complex. Lineage: Eukaryota; Metazoa; Chordata; Actinopteri; Salmoniformes; Salmonidae. Bases 121 to 1050 code for a protein of 309 amino acids. The record is from RefSeq and is a predicted model, not a curated record.